Molecule: messenger RNA, 279 nt
Organism: Naegleria gruberi
Lineage: Eukaryota; Heterolobosea; Eutetramitea; Acrasida; Naegleriidae
Exons: 2
Biological process (GO): protein phosphorylation
Molecular function (GO): protein kinase activity; ATP binding
Source: RefSeq, a predicted model, not a curated record
CAAUUAUUGAGUUACAUGAUUCAAAUUGCAGAGGGUGUCAAGUAUUUGCAUUCCGAGGGAUUUGUACAUUUGGAUUUAAAGCCGAGUAACAUUUUUGUUACCAAUGAUGAAAAGAAUAAUGGCAGUAUUCACACUGACCAGCUUCUUGUUCCACAAAGCUUUAGCUCUGAACAAACUCUUCUGGGUACUGUUAAAUAUUGCUCACCAGAAAUGAUGUCCCAGGAACCAUAUGGAUAUUCGACAGAUAUGUGGUCUCUUGGUUGUGUAUUUUAUGAACUC